Molecule: messenger RNA, 981 nt
Organism: Nematostella vectensis (starlet sea anemone)
Lineage: Eukaryota; Metazoa; Cnidaria; Anthozoa; Actiniaria; Edwardsiidae
Product: dentin sialophosphoprotein-like
Exons: 3
Coding region: 1-981 (326 amino acids)
Source: RefSeq, a predicted model, not a curated record
AUGGCGAAUAGCCUUGUUGUGUACAUGCCAACACGUAGGGCAAACAACCUGAAAACAAUCCAGCCAAUCAGCCAUCAGUAUAAAGGGGAUUUGCGUUGCCAGCCAAUCAGCUCCCAGUUUGUCCCUACAAUAAUAUCUCGCUCAGACCAGACCAGUAGCUCAGACCAGACCAGUAGCUCAGACCAGACCAGUAGCUCAGACCAGACCAGUAGCUCAGACCAGACCAGUAGCUCAGACCAGACCAGUAGCUCAGACCAGACCAGUAGCUCAGACCAGACCAGUAGCUCAGACCAGACCAGUAGCUCAGACCAGACCAGUAGCUCAGACCAGACCAGUAGCUCAGACCAGACCAGUAGCUCAGACCAGACCAGUAGCUCAGACCAGACCAGUAGCUCAGACCAGACCAGUAGCUCAGACCAGACCAGUAGCUCAGACCAGACCAGUAGCUCAGACCAGACCAGUAGCUCAGACCAGACCAGUAGCUCAGACCAGACCAGUAGCUCAGACCAGACCAGUAGCUCAGACCAGACCAGUAGCUCAGACCAGACCAGUAGCUCAGACCAGACCAGUAGCUCAGACCAGACCAGUAGCUCAGACCAGACCAGUAGCUCAGACCAGACCAGUAGCUCAGACCAGACCAGUAGCUCAGACCAGACCAGUAGCUCAGACCAGACCAGUAGCUCAGACCAGACCAGUAGCUCAGACCAGACCAGUAGCUCAGACCAGACCAGUAGCUCAGACCAGACCAGUAGCUCAGACCAGACCAGUAGCUCAGACCAGACCAGUAGCUCAGACCAGACCAGUAGCUCAGACCAGACCAGUAGCUCAGACCAGACCAGUAGCUCAGACCAGACCAGUAGCUCAGACCAGACCAGUAGCUCAGACCAGACCAGUAGCUCAGACCAGACCAGUAGCUCAGACCAGACCAGUAGCUCAGACCAGACCAGUAGCUCAGGCCAGAAAGGUCGACCGUUUCAUUGA